This is a messenger RNA of Helianthus annuus (common sunflower), 459 nucleotides long. RefSeq names its product 30S ribosomal protein S9, mitochondrial-like. Gene Ontology annotation, biological process: translation. The transcript has a single exon. The record is from RefSeq and is a predicted model, not a curated record. Lineage: Eukaryota; Viridiplantae; Streptophyta; Magnoliopsida; Asterales; Asteraceae. The coding region runs from base 1 to 459 and encodes 152 amino acids. Gene Ontology annotation, molecular function: RNA binding; structural constituent of ribosome. Gene Ontology annotation, cellular component: ribosome; cytosolic small ribosomal subunit.
AUGACGACAGGUGGAGAUCAUGCAUUUGGGGAUUUAAUUAGUGCAACCGGUAUCACAGAUGAGAUGCUGGACAGUUUGAUGGCACUAAAGGACCUAUAUGGAGUUCCAGGAUUGCCCCCACUGAACAUGAUUGAAGAGAUGCGUUAUGAAAAGAACACACACAAGUUAACUAGGGCUGACAUUGAGAGACAAAAACAAGAGGAAAUAGCCAAAUCACGGGUUAGGCAAGUUGAUAGUCAGGGUAGGGCGUAUGGCACUGGGAAAAGGAAAUGUAGUAUCGCACGUGUUUGGAUUGAACCCGGUGAGUGUAAAUUUGUCAUUAAUGACAAACAGUUUGAUGUCUAUUUCCCAAUGCUUGAUCAACGAGCUGCACUUCUUCGCCCUUUAUCAGAGACUAAAACAUUGGGUCUUCUUGAUGUUAAUUGUACUGUUAAAGGAGGUGGUAUUUCAGGUGAUUAA